Messenger RNA from Cladocopium goreaui, 515 nucleotides. Lineage: Eukaryota; Dinophyceae; Suessiales; Symbiodiniaceae. The record is from the annotation of a GenBank genome assembly.
AUGAGUGGUUUGCCAGGGCAAGUUCUAGGUGGCGCCGGGACCAUCACUGCGAAUCUACAUCUCGGAAGUCCAGGGCAACAAAUCACGGUCCAGCUGGACUCGGGAUCACAGAAGCUCAUGGGCAUCCAUCAGACCUGCCGCAACUUGGGCAAUUGCUUCAUGGUUCAGCCUGCGGGUCAGACGACGGUCGCUCUGGUGCCAGGCACAGACAUUGAUCAACCGCAGUGUCAACAGCAGAAGGAGGACAUAUCCGCAGCAUUGCAGGGGAAAUGUCAAAUGGGAUCGCGUUCUGUGUUUUGUGACUGCGGCAGUCGCGAGGACUGCUUCUCAAUGAUCCUGGAAGCUGCAUCGAAGAGUGUUGUGCCCAACCAGGUUUGCGCCGUUACACGCAAGAUGUGUGGCGACCCCGUGGACUUCCACCCAGAAGCGUCGAGCACCUUUGAGCCAGCAAAUUUCCCGAGUUUUGCAUUCGCGAAGCCUCCUGGGAAGCAGCAGGUCACUGUUCAAUGUGACAG